AUGGAGCGCUCCCUGCACCGCGUCUCCCUCGGGAGCCGGCGUGCCCACCCGGACCUGUCGUUCUACCUCACCACCUUCGGUCAGCUGAAGCUGUCGAUUGAUGCCCAGCACCGGGUUCUGCUGCUGCACAUCAUAGAAGCCAAAGGCCUGAUGAGCAAACAACCUGGCACCUGUGAUUCCUAUGUGAAGAUCUCUUUGGUCCCGGAAGAUAACCAUCGACUCCGCCGCCAGAAGACGCAGACUAUCCCAGACUGCAGAGAGCCCGUCUUCCACGAGCGCUUCUUCUUUCCUGUCCACGAGGAAGAUGAACAGAAGCGCCUUCUGGUCACUGUGUGGAACGGGGCAGGUGACUCCAGACGGAGUGGACUCAUCGGCUGCAUGAGCUUUGGGGUGAAGUCCCUCCUGACUCCGGACAAGGAGAUCAGCGGCUGGUACUACCUUCUGGGCGAAGACCUGGGCCGGACCAAGCACCUGAAGGUGGCCAGGCGGCGACUGCGGCCCCUGAGAGAGCCGCCGCGGAGAAUUCCAGGAGGUGGGGACACUGAGAGUGGGGAGAAACUCAAGAUCACCAUCCCGAGGGGGAAGGACGGCUUCGGCUUCACCAUCUGCUGUGACUCUCCGGUUCGAGUCCAGGCUGUGGAUUCUGGAGGUCCGGCAGAGCGGGCAGGGCUGCAGCAGCUGGACACCGUGCUACAGCUGAAUGAGAGGCCUGUGGAGCACUGGAAAUGCGUGGAGCUGGCGCACGAGAUCCGGAGCUGCCCCAGUGAGAUCAUCCUGCUUGUGUGGCGCAUGGUCCCUCAGGUCAAGCCGGGGCCGGACGGCGGGGUCCUGCGGCGGGCCUCCUGCAAGUCAACACACGACCUCCAGUCACCCCCCAAUAAGCGCGAGAAGAACUGCACCCACGGGGCCCAGGCGCGGCCUGAGCAGCGCCACAGCUGCCACCUGGUGUGUGACAGCUCAGACGGGCUGCUGCUCGGUGGCUGGGAGCGCUACACAGAGGUGGCCAAGCGCGGGGGCCAGCACACCCUGCCCGCACUGUCCCGGGCCACUGCCUCCACGGACCCCAACUACAUCAUCCUGGCCCCACUGAACCCUGGGAGCCAGCUGCUGCGGCCUCUGUACCAGGAGGAUGCCAUCCCCGAAGAAUCAGGCGGUCCCAGCAAAGGGAAGUCCUACACAGGCCUGGGGAAGAAGUCCCGGCUGAUGAAGACGGUGCAGACCAUGAAGGGCCACGGGAACUACCAGAACUGCCCGGUCAUGAGGCCACACACCCCACACUCAAGCUACGGCACCUAUGUCACCCUGGCCCCCAAGGUCUUGGUAUUCCCGGUCUUUGUUCAGCCUUUAGAUCUCUGUAACCCGGCCCGGACGCUCCUGCUGUCUGAGGAGCUGCUGCUGUACGAGGGGAGGAACAAAGCAGUCGAGGUGACGCUAUUUGCCUACUCGGAUCUGCUGCUCUUCACCAAGGAAGACGAGCCGGGCCGCUGCAACGUCCUGAGGAACCCCCUCUACCUCCAAAGUGUGAAGCUGCAGGAAGGUUCUUCAGAAGACCUGAAAUUCUGUGUGCUGUAUCUAGCAGAGAAGGCAGAGUGCUUAUUCACUUUGGAGGCGCACUCGCAGGAGCAGAAGAAGAGAGUGUGCUGGUGCCUGUCGGAGAACAUCGCUAAGCAGCAACAGCUGGCGGCCUCGCCCCCGGAGAGCAAGAAACUCCACCCUUAUGGCUCUCUCCAGCAGGAGACGGGGCCUGCCAACUCAACCAAUGCUACCCAGGAUAGAAGCUUUACCUCAUCAGGACAGACUCUGAUUGGCUGAGCAAACCCAAGGGCGGGACUCUGCUUCUGGCAACUUAACCCUUUCUUGGGCAUCCCCUACCACACAGUAACCUCACCUCAACUGGACCCAAAACGGAGGACCAAGAUGGUGGGCCUAGGGUCAUCUGAAGGGAGUGGCCCCACGGGUGUGUGUGGACCGGCAUCACAGAGGCCCUGUGGGCACACGCAGACUGGCAUCAGAAGGUCCCAAAUGGAGAAGACUCAAACUUGUUCCCUACAAGGAAGGAGGAGAAGACGUAGCAUCUGGGCUCCCUGUGGUUCCAGUGCCUGCCUAGGGGGCAACAGGAGAGAGGUUGGCAGAGGGCAGCCCUGUUGGAGAACCAAGUCAUCGUCCUCCACUGCCAGAAGAUAUCUCCACUCAUUCACUUAGUUUUCAUCUGUACUCAUUCAUUCAUUUCUUCAUUCAGCGGAUAUUUUGGGGACAUCCACUUUAUGCCAGGCUCUGGGCUAGGAGCUGGGGAUUCUGUGGAGAACGAGGUGGUCACGGCCCCCGAUUUUAUCAAGAUUUCAGUUCCUGUAGGAGAGGGAGCAUUAAAUAGAUCAACACCAACACAUACACACAUGCACACACGCGAUUACAAACUGAUCACCUAUGAAGACAAAGAUCCUUUUAAGAGAGAAUAUUAUUUAGAUUACUGUGGGGGGGGGGUUGUGGGAGGGGGAUGGGCAGGGACUCUAUCAUAACUUUGAAGUUGAGACCUGCAGGCCAGCAAGGGGUUAGCCAGUCAAAGACUUUGGAAGGAGUGUUCCAGCAAAUGGAACAGCCCGUGGAGAGUACCUGAGAUGGGAAGGAGCUUGGCGUGUUGGGACCAACAGAGGCCAGGCCAGUGUGGCUGGAGAUGAGUGGUGAGGUGGACCAGGUGUAUUCGUUCUCGAUGCAGUGGGAAGCCAUUGGAGGCUUUGAGAAAGGGAGUCAGUCUCAGGUACAUUUCUAGAAGAUCAGAGGGCCCAAGGAGGCACCCAAGCCGGUGUGAAGAGAUCAGUUAGGGGGUCCCCUCAUUCUUCCAGGUGAGGGGCAAUUGUGGCCUGUCCUGGGUAGUGCUUGGGGAGGUAGGUAUGUGAAUUUCUAGACCCUCAGAUACAGUGGAGGCCCUGGGAUGAGAAGAGAGGACUCCCUGCCCCCCAUCUCCCCUUGUUCUCCUCUACUUUGUCUUGCUCUCUCAGUGACCUGCUAGGACCUACUAAGGGACAGUGAUUGGAGCCCAGCCGGCUCACUGCCUGGAGCCCAGGGUUGGAUAGCUCUCAUUCCCUUCUCUAACUGCCAAGACCUAGAGGGAGGGAAGCCCAAGGUCACGGGACUGAGUGACAGAGCUCGUACACAAAAGAUACAUAUAGGAACCAUGGUCACCUGCAUAGAAAAGGGGGUCAAAGAGGCUAGAGAGAUAGCUCAGACCAGAAAAGCCCCUGGACCUUGGUUGGUCUCUACAUAGCAUCCUAGAAGACCUUCUCAGUGUCUUUAGAGAGGGCUCUUAUGCCUGGUGAGGAUGCCCAGCUGCUGGGGCCACUUGAACUCCAAGAAGGAUGGCCCAGAAGAGAAUAUGUCCGUCACCUCCUAUUUAGGCAAGAUCAGACACCCCCUGAACAGGGGAUGGGAUGAAUCUGCCAGCCACCAGGCCAAUGCCCCCACCCAGCAGGGGAUUAGGCUGGGCCUGCGGCGGGGCAACUGAUACCCAGCAUCUGUCGGCCAGGACUCAGCCCGCAGGGUUAAUUCUGAGAGGCGGAGUGGCUGCCUCCAUACAGACAGCAAGCUGCACUUUGAUUUCAUUUGAUUCCCUUAUAAAAUGACAUUAAGGGGAAUGUGAGGCCCAGGAGACUCGCCUGUCUGGGAAGGCAGCAAGCUUGACUCUCCCGGACCUGGUGACCUACCUCUGUCCACCAGACAGGUGCAGAGGACAGGCGCUCUGGCCACAGUGAAAUGGAGAAUCAGAACACAACCCGGAGCCCUGGGGACAGGGCUUUCCUCCCAGCCGGUCCCAACACGCUGCUGACUUGGGGUGCUAGUCCUGGCUGCUGCUGGGGGGCGUGGACGUCAGCUCCUAGAGGGCCUGGGCUGGUCUUCCCGGUGACUGUGGUGAGCCACAGCGCCGCUGCUGCUCUGCCUCUUCAAUCAAUGGGACAAUUCAUUUGGCUUCCUGGGCUGGAGAAGAUGAAAUAUGAGCGGGUGGCUGCUGCUCCUCGGCAUCGCGGUCCGUCCUAGCCAUCCAGGAUGAUGCACACCCUAUCGAAAGUGCAUCGGAGAGUCAUGAUCACGGGAAACAUGGCUGGGCCCCGCCCUCCACAUAAAUCAUGCUGAGAAGCCUACACAAUGGUCUCCUUCCUGACGGUCCAAUUGUCUUGCUUUGGUGUCUGGGGCCGGGGAGCCGGGGAGGAUGGGAGCACAACCAUUUAUUGUUGAAAAGGCCAUCUGUGCGAUUUGAAUACAAAGUGAUCCCUUAAGUUCCCUUCA
Messenger RNA from Hyaena hyaena (striped hyena), 4278 nucleotides. It is a transcript of the gene RGS3, whose product is annotated as regulator of G protein signaling 3. The record is from RefSeq and is a predicted model, not a curated record. Lineage: Eukaryota; Metazoa; Chordata; Mammalia; Carnivora; Hyaenidae. The transcript is spliced from 18 exons. Gene Ontology annotation, molecular function: protein binding. Bases 1 to 1812 code for a protein of 603 amino acids. Gene Ontology annotation, cellular component: nucleus; plasma membrane. Gene Ontology annotation, biological process: signal transduction.